GACAGACAGUCAGACAGACAGACAGACAGACAGACAGACAGACAGACAGACAGACAGACAGUCAGACAGACAGACAGACAGACAGACAGACAGACAGACAGACAGACAGACAGACAGACAGGAUCGAAGGGGGAAACAAAGCAGUGAAACAAACAAUGGCUUUCUUGGACAACCCAGCCAUUAUCUUGGCCCACAUCCGGCAGUCCCAUGUGACCAGCGAUGACACGGGCAUGUGUGAGAUGGUGCUAAUCGACCACGACGUGGACCUGGAGAAGUGGCAGCUGGCCUCGGUGCCCGGCAGCAGCGGGGGUUCACUGGGUUCGGGCUCCCUAGGCGAAGGGGGCAGCGGAGGGGAGAACCCGGGCUGCGACCUCUCCCAGUCAUUGGACAUCACCUCCAGCUGGGACUUUGGCAUCCGACGGCGCUCCAACACAGCUCAAAGACUUGAACGGUUAAGGAAGGAGCGACAGAACCAGAUCAAAUGCAAAAACAUUCAAUGGAAGGAGAGGUCGUCCUCGCAAUCAGCGGAGGACCUGGGUUCCCUGUUUGAGAAGAGGGACUUUAAAGAUAGACCCAGGAGCACUGGUACCAAGUCGACCCUCUCUCUCCGGCUCGAGCAAUGCCCCCAGCAGCUCAACAACCCUUUCAACGAAUACUCCAAAUUUGACGGCAAGGGCCACGUAGGUACAACCGCAACCAAAAAAAUUGACGUCUACCUCUCGAUGCAGUCUGCACAGGAGAAACUGCAUCCCAUGAUGGUGGUGACCAUCGCCAACGCUCGGGUCCACGACCUCAUUGGCCUCAUCUGCUGGCAGUACACCAGCGAGGGCCGCGAACCCAAACUCAAUGAGAACGUGAAUGCAUACUGCCUCCACAUAGCAGAGGAUGACGGGGAGGUGGACACAGACUUCCCCCCUUUGGACUCCAAUGAGCCCAUCCACAAGUUUGGUUUCAGCACUCUGGCCCUGGUCGAGAAGUACUCGUCCCCCGGCCUGGCCGCCAAGCAGUCCCUCUUUGUACGAAUAAAUGCUGUCCAUGGUUUUUCUCUCAUCCCAGUGGACAGCCUGAAGGUGACCAUGAAGGAGAUCCUGCAGAAGGCACUGAAGAAGAGGAAAGGCUCUCAGAAAGGCUCUGGUCCCAUGUACCGUCUGGAGAGGCAGACGGAGCCCAACGUGCCCGUGGAUCUGGACUGCAGCCUCGAGAGCCAGAGCACCCUAGAGUUCUGCCUGGUCAGGGAAAACAGCUCCAGAGGAGAGGACAGUUCAGAGGAGGAUCCUCCCAUGGACAUCACCACGGUGCAGGACAUGCUGAGUAGCCACCGCUACAAGUCCUUCAAGAUCAGCAUGAUCCACAAGCUCCGCUUCACCACUGACGUACAGCUCGGCAUCUCGGGGGAGAAGGUGGAGAUCGACCCCGUCACCAACCAGAAGACCAGCACCAAGUUCUGGAUCCGACAGAAACCUAUCUCCAUCGAUUCAGACCACCUCUGUGCCUGUGACCUUGUGGAGGAGAGGAGCCCCAGUCAUGCAAUAUUCAAGCUCACAUACCUCAGUAACCACGACUACAAGCCCUUGUACUUUGAGUGUGAUGCUGCUACUGUCAAUGAGAUCGUGCUGAAGGUGAACUACAUCCUGGAGUCUCGGGCCAGCACGUCGCGGGCGGACUACUUUGCCCAGAAGCAGCGUAAACUGAGCCGGCGCACCAGUUUCAGCUUCCAGAAGGAGAAGAAGUAGAGGAGAGACCCUGGAGCCACUGUCUAGACCCUGGAGCCACUGUCUAGACCCUGGAGCCACUGUCUAGACCCUGGAGCCACUGUCUAGACCCUGGGACCACUGUCUAGACCCUGGAGCCACUGUCUAGACCCUGGAACCACUGUCUAGACCCUGGAACCACUGUCUAGACCCUGGAGCCACUGUCUAGACCCUGGAGCCACUGUCUAGACCCUGGAGCCACUGUCUAGACCCUGGAGCCACUGUCUAGACCCUGGGGCCACUGUCUAGACCCUGGGGCCACUGUCUAGACCCUGGGGCCACUGUCUAGACCCUGGGGCCACUGUCUAGACCCUGGGGCCGCUGUCUAGACCCUGGGGCCGCUGUCUAGACCCUGGGACCACUGUCUAGACCCUGGAGCCACUGUCUAGACCCUGGAGCCACUGUCUAGACCCUGGAGCCACUGUCUAGACCCUGGGGCCACUGUCUAGACCCUGGGGCCACUGUCUAGACCCUGGGGCCACUGUCUAGACCCUGGGGCCACUGUCUGGACCCUGGGGCCACUGUCUGGACCCUGGGGCCACUGUCUGGACCCUGGGGCCACUGUCUGGACCCUGGGGCCACUGUCUGGGCCACUGUCUGGACCCUGGGGCCACUGUCUGGACCCUGGGGCCACUGUCUGGACCCUGGGGCCACUGUCUGGACCCUGGGACCACUGUCUGCACCCUGGGACCACUGUCUAGACCCUGGAACCACUGUCUAGACCCUGGAGCCACUGUCUAGACCCUGGAGCCACUGUCUAGACCCUGGAGCCACUGUCUAGACCCUGGGGCCACUGUCUAGACCCUGGAACCACUGUCUAGACCCUGGAGCCACUGUCUAGACCCUGGAGCCACUGUCUAGACCCUGGAGCCACUGUCUAGACCCUGGGGCCACUGUCUAGACCCUGGGGCCACUGUCUAGACCCUGGGGCCACUGUCUAGACCCUGGGGCCGCUGUCUAGACCCUGGGGCCGCUGUCUAGACCCUGGGACCACUGUCUAGACCCUGGGACCACUGUCUAGACCCUGGAGCCACUGUCUAGACCCUGGAGCCACUGUCUAGACCCUGGAGCCACUGUCUAGACCCUGGGGCCACUGUCUAGACCCUGGGGCCACUGUCUAGACCCUGGGGCCACUGUCUAGACCCUGGGGCCACUGUCUAGACCCUGGGGCCACUGUCUGGACCCUGGGGCCACUGUCUGGACCCUGGGGCCACUGUCUGGACCCUGGGGCCACUGUCUGGACCCUGGGGCCACUGUCUGGACCCUGGGACCACUGUCUGCACCCUGGGACCACUGUCUAGACCCUGGAACCACUCUCUGAAGCCCGUACCGUGGAGCCACUGACUUCACUCUCACAGCAGAGGGCCAAGGGAGAGAGUGAAGAGCGUCACAGUCAGAGAUAUAAUACGAGUGAGGGAUGAUGAGAAAUAAAAAGAGAGGGAGAUCAAGGCCGCAGGAAGAUGUUUUUUCGUUCUCUGCUCAUACAGUGUAAAGGCCUAGUUCACUAAUUUUGAAAAAUAUAUAUUUUAUUUAGAUUCAUCAGGGGGUGCUGUAGCACCCUCGACACCCUUACUUCUCGCAGCUAUGAGGGAGAUGCGUCUUGAUCCUAGAUAAUUAAAGAGCUGCCUCCUAAACUCCACUGUCUUCACAAAAGGUUCUCCACUCGUCAGCCAUAUCAGAUCUAAAGUUCUCCGCCUGACCUUUGCCCUUUUAGGAAUGCUUAGACAUAGAAAACAAGAACAAGGCGGGACUCGUAGUCCUAUUCUGAAGGAGAUGAAGGAAUGCAACUCCCCCCCCACCCCCCCCACCCCUAUUAUUGUCAAUCCCAUGAACUCAGGAUGGAUCAGAGGACCACGGUGUUGCUUUAACACCAGUGUCAAUCAACGAAACCUUGUUCCAUCCACCGCUUACAAAUCAAUUCUACAUUUGAGAGUUGAAUGCAUAUACCGAUGGCUCGAGUGAAAACCAAAGCCAUCAGGACAAUGAAAAUACUAAAUCCCCCUGCUUCUGCUCUUCUCUACGUAUGAAGAUGUAAACUUAAUCAGUCUUAUGUUGUACAUUGGUAUGUAAAGGGGACAUCCUUACAUUUUUAUUUGUAUAUAGAUAACGAUUACAUUCAGGGGUCUAAUUAAAUGAUAUGAUGAAACCUGCUUUGGCCAUAGUACAUUCAGUGCCUGAAACCUUUAAAAUAGUGGCUCACUACCAAUCAAUGCCAGUUCUGCUGAGGUGCUGUGAGGGUUUUUAAAAACACAAGCAAGACGAGUACAUAAAGGAAGGCAUUUUCCAUACUUUCGAGUCUGAAAGAAAACUCUCAAAACUACUUAUUGUGAACAAAGGUAGCAAGGGGUUAGGAAGGGGUACGACCUGACAGAUUUUUAUGAUAAAAAAAUUUUUUAAAAAAAAUGUAAUUAUUACCUGUACUUUUUACUGUGAUCUAUACAAUAAUGUUUUUCUUCAUUGUAUCUAUGGACUGUAAAAUAAUGAAUGAAGCACUGUCUGUUGAACAGAUCAUGUUUGUUCAGACUGUCCCGAUGGGAGGCACAUAAAGAAUGUAUUACUUUUUACAGCAUUUUGUUGAUGUUGUUAAUACAAUGACAUUAUAUAAAUUCUGCUCAUAUGUUG
Oncorhynchus mykiss (rainbow trout) is the source of this 4373-nucleotide messenger RNA. It is a transcript of the gene mapkap1, whose product is annotated as MAPK associated protein 1. Gene Ontology annotation, cellular component: TORC2 complex; cytoplasm; plasma membrane. The record is from RefSeq and is a predicted model, not a curated record. Lineage: Eukaryota; Metazoa; Chordata; Actinopteri; Salmoniformes; Salmonidae. Gene Ontology annotation, biological process: TORC2 signaling. Gene Ontology annotation, molecular function: phosphatidylinositol-4,5-bisphosphate binding.